Entamoeba invadens IP1 is the source of this 1152-nucleotide messenger RNA. RefSeq names its product 1-O-acylceramide synthase precursor, putative. Gene Ontology annotation, biological process: lipid metabolic process. The record is from RefSeq and is a predicted model, not a curated record. The transcript has a single exon. The coding region runs from base 1 to 1152 and encodes 383 amino acids. Lineage: Eukaryota; Evosea; Mastigamoebida; Endamoebidae.
AUGGUUUUAUUCUUUUUAUUACUGUCGUUUUCGUUGUCGGCAUGUACCACACGUAAACCGCUUCUCUUUAUUCCUGGUGUGAUGUCCACUGUGUUAUAUUCAAAAUUAGACAUUCCCGACACUGUCCCACAUUCUGUUAUUCCUGAAGAGUGUGUUCGUGCAAGUCCGGAGUUUCUUCUUUGGCAAAACGUUUCUUUUCUGAGUAAGAAUCCUAUUUGCAAUUUUGCAUAUAUCAAACAACAAUACAACGAAAAGACCGAAUUAUUAGAAACUAUAGAAGGUGUUGAUAUAACAGUUCCCGAAUUUGGAAGCACAUUUGCUUGUUCGAAAUUGGCCCCAAAUGUUCCUGGGAAAAGCACCGAUUAUUUACGACCAGUUUUUCAACGAUUAGAGAAACAAGGGUAUCAAGAUGGUGUAGAUCUUUUCUGUGCCGGGUAUGAUUGGCGAAAAGCGCGAUAUACCCUGGACUCCUAUAUCUCCGAUACAAUUUCUUUAAUUAAAAAAAUCAAAGCGGAAACAAAGCAAAAAGUGAUGAUUGUCUCUCACUCCUAUGGUGGACUCAUUUCGACUUUCUUGGCAGACAAAUUUGAUGAUAUAGAAAAUUAUAUAGAAAAUUAUAUGUCCGUAGCAACCCCAUAUGCAGGGGCAUUUUUGUCUGUCCAAUCAAUGCUUUCGGGACUCGACUGGGUGCCUGUCGACCCAAAACUGUUUACUGAUGCCUCCCGAAAUAUCGAAGCAAAUUAUCAAAUGCUUCCAAACCCUCAAUAUUGGGGAACACAAAACAUCUUAAAAGUCGGAACACAAACUUUUACCGCACAAAAUUUCGGAGACGUUUUAACUCGACUUGCUCCCUUUGGAAAACAAAUGGAGCAAAAAUUGAGGUACACAUUCGGCAAAAUGCCAAACGUGAAUUUGACUUGUGUAUAUUCAAGUGGCGAGGAGACUGCUGAAUAUGCCGAAUUCGAUGACUGGUCUUUCGAAAAUGGAAGAUAUCAAUUCGGUGAUGGGGAUGAUACCGUCAACUUAAAUUCUUUGGAGUACUGCAAAGAGCUUGGUUUCACUUUAAAACACAUGGGCAAGAAAACUCACAUGACGGUGAUCACUUCAGAAGAUUUCACAAAUUAUUUACUCGGCUUUGUUUGCGACAAAUAA